AUGGGAGUUGAAUGCUGGAGAAACACCCUGCUGCUGCUGGCUGCCCUGGUCCUGGCAGCCAAAUUGGGUCACUUUCAAAGGUGGGGAGGCUUCCAGGAGAAGUCCGUGAGCAAGAAAAACAUGAAUUCAACACUCAAAUUCUUCAUUGAAAACUACAACAAUGUGAGCAAUGACAUGUAUUUAUUUCGAAUAGACAAGCUACUUCAAAGUCAUAUGCAGCUGACAACAGGAGUGGAGUAUCUGGUCACCGUGAAGAUUAGCCGGACCAAGUGCAGGAAGAACAGCACAAAAAGUCACUCAUGCCCCCUUCAAAGCGGGAAGAAUUUGAAAAAGAGUUUCAUUUGCAAUUUUUUGAUGUACACCGUGCCCUGGAUGAACUAUUACCAACUUUGGAAUAACUCCUGUCUAGAGGCCUAA
Molecule: messenger RNA, 417 nt
Organism: Phyllostomus hastatus (greater spear-nosed bat)
Lineage: Eukaryota; Metazoa; Chordata; Mammalia; Chiroptera; Phyllostomidae
Gene: CSTL1
Product: cystatin like 1
Exons: 3
Coding region: 1-417 (138 amino acids)
Molecular function (GO): cysteine-type endopeptidase inhibitor activity
Source: RefSeq, a predicted model, not a curated record